This is a messenger RNA of Olea europaea var. sylvestris, 348 nucleotides long. RefSeq lists its product as uncharacterized. Lineage: Eukaryota; Viridiplantae; Streptophyta; Magnoliopsida; Lamiales; Oleaceae. The transcript has a single exon. The record is from RefSeq and is a predicted model, not a curated record. Bases 1 to 348 code for a protein of 115 amino acids.
AUGACUUUUGUUCCAAAAUCCAGUUUAACUGUUUCUGCACUUUUCAUUGCCCUGCUGCGGCUAUGCUAUACAGUUAAAGGUGGACCAAACGCCAGCAUUAAUGUCCUUAUUUGCAAUGUCAAGUCUCAAGCAGAAGGUGACCCUUUUUGGAGCAGUGUGACAUAUGUUCUUUUUGAUUUAAUGAAUGUCACUCCGUCGCAGCAGGGCUUCGACUACAGCACCACUUCGCCUUAUUCCACAACGGUUGCUUAUGGACGCACCACUUGCAGCUGUGAUCUGUCCAAUAACGACAGCACCAACUGCCUCGUUUCUGCCAAGGAAACUCUCAAGACCAACUGCGGUGGUUGA